Molecule: messenger RNA, 1998 nt
Organism: Ochotona princeps (American pika)
Lineage: Eukaryota; Metazoa; Chordata; Mammalia; Lagomorpha; Ochotonidae
Gene: MARCHF1
Product: membrane associated ring-CH-type finger 1
Exons: 8
Coding region: 194-1813 (539 amino acids)
Biological process (GO): antigen processing and presentation of peptide antigen via MHC class II; protein polyubiquitination; immune response
Cellular component (GO): lysosome; early endosome membrane; late endosome membrane
Molecular function (GO): ubiquitin protein ligase activity; MHC protein binding; zinc ion binding
Source: RefSeq, a predicted model, not a curated record
CAAGUGAAGAGAUCAGGCGUCCAAUCAGGGACUGGCAACCUGCAGCCCUGCCGAUAUGCCCCUGCACCAGAUUUCCGUAAUCCCCGCUCGGGAGACCGCCAGCAAUGGGAGAAGUUCAAUGGGCAGAAACAAAGAGAAGAGCAAGGAAGUCGAGAAUUUCAGAAAUUGAAAAAGGGAUAAGAGGAAGGAGAAAAUGCUGGGCUGGUGUGAAGCGAUAGCCCGUAACCCUCCCAGAAUCCCAACCAGCACGCGCACUCCCGAGCUCUCCGGGGAUCUGGCCGAUGUCUCAACGCUGAAUGACAAAUCCCCAGGCAGAUCUGCUAGUCGAUCAAGUAACAUUUCAAAAGCAAGCAGCCCGACCACAGGGACAGCUCCCAGGAGCCAGUCAAGGUUGUCUGUCUGCCCAUCCACUCAGGACAUCUGCAGAUCUGCCAUGUUGCAUGACAUGUCUGAAGAUACAGUUGAACACUGCACCCCUGUUGUGGUGCUGAGCCCUGCUAGGAAGGAGUCCGGUAGGGGAGCAGAGAAGCCUAGGAGGAGGAGGAGGAGGAGGAGAGCCUCGGAGAGAUACGAGCAUGCUGAAGAACAUAGAAAGGGGAGAAGAAAUGAUUUCAAUGUGCAGAGCUCAAGCCCCGAAUGGAGGGAGCGUUCCCCUGAGGAUUCAGAUUCCUCUUGCACCGAUGAGAGCCAUUGGAUCCAGGCCAAAAGGAGAGCUCAGGUUAAAUUCAGAGUCUCCCGAAGAAGACGGAGAGGCCACAAUAAACAAGGGGGAAACGUGGAUGGAUCAUCCACUCUGAAUAAAACAGAGCUUGUUGAUGUGGCAUCCAGAAGCCAAGCAUGCCAAGAGCUGAUAGAACGGGAGAGCUGCUGUUUAAAUCUCCGGGGAGGACAGGUCAUGAGGUACCAAGAAUACAGUACCUCCCUGGCCGCGGGACCCUUUGAGAUGGAUAGAUGCUCACCGAAUCCUGCCGAGCACAAAGGCAGAUCCCUCCGUGGAGACCUGCGGCUCCUGCCCACUCCUAGGUGGAGUGCAAGAUUCAAGAAGAGAUAUCCAGAAACAGGCACCCACACUGAAACCCUGGCAGUGACAGACGGUGGCAGGUGCGUGGGUGACAGAGGGCUCGAGGUGCACGGUUCGCUGCAGCAGCCUUCUGUGACCUGUGACGAUCAUUUAGAAGUGUGCAGGAUCUGUCACUGCGAGGGGGAUGAAGAGAGCCCCCUCAUCACGCCCUGCCGUUGCACGGGGACCCUGCGCUUCGUGCACCAGUCCUGCCUGCACCAGUGGAUCAAGAGCUCAGACACACGCUGCUGCGAGCUCUGCAAGUACGACUUCAUCAUGGAGACCAAGCUCAAACCCCUCCGGAAGUGGGAGAAACUGCAGAUGACCACGAGUGAGAGGAGGAAAAUAUUCUGCUCGGUCACAUUCCACGUCAUCGCCAUCACCUGCGUGGUGUGGUCCUUGUACGUCCUGAUAGACCGCACGGCGGAGGAGAUCAAACAAGGGAAUGACAAUGGUGUCCUUGAGUGGCCGUUCUGGACAAAGCUGGUGGUGGUGGCCAUUGGCUUCACCGGGGGCCUCGUCUUUAUGUACGUGCAGUGCAAGGUGUACGUGCAGCUGUGGCGACGGCUCAAGGCCUACAACCGUGUCAUCUUCGUGCAGAACUGCCCAGACACCGCCAAAAAGCUGGACAAGAGCUUCCCGUGCAGUGUGACGACGGACCGCAAGGACGCCGUGGUGGUGCCUGUGCCCCAGACAGGUCCAAGUUCACCACCAUCUGCCGAAGGCAGCCCGCCGGAAGUCAUACCAGUUUGAGAGGACGACUGGUUGGGAAAUUUUACUGAAGAACACCUUUCUAGCCCUCGGCCACUACAAGUGACAAAGGGAUCCUGAAUGUACUCACCCCAUUCCUCUCCUUUAUUCUGGACACAUUUUUCCUUCGUUGCUCAAAAAGGAAAGGAGAAAAACCGCAACGGACCAGGAUCCCGGGAAGCAGAGCC